AUGGGAAUCAAUCUCUCCGAGGUGAUGGCGAUCCCCAAACCUCUAACAGGAUUUUCAGGAGAAACAACGAUGAUUAUGGGAACAAUUAGGCUCUCGGUGGUAGCUGGCAGAGUCACUAGGAUCGUCGAAUUCUGCGUCACCGAUCACCCAGCGAUCUAUAAUGUGAUUAUGGGAACUCCAUGGAUCAACGCGAUGAGGGCGGUCCCUUCCACCUAUCACCUCUGCCUCAAAUUCCCGACUCCAGCAGGCAUCAAAACGAUAUGGGGAAAUCAGAAGGAGUCGCGAAUGUGCUACUUAGCGGAGCACAAGCUGAGGAACCCCAUCGUGGAGAGCCGCGAAACGCGCGCCGAGCCGGUAUGUGAUGCGGUGGACUCGGUGUGCAUAGACGAUGAGCGCCCAGAACGAUGCGUUGAAAUCGGAGCAAAACUAGAAGAACCUCUGAGAAGCAAACUUCUUUCCCUCCACAAAGAGAACAUCAACACUUUUGCCUGGACAGCAGAAGAUAUGUCGGGCAUAAGCAUCGACGUUACCUGUCACGAGCUGAACGUGGAUCCAACCUUCAAACCAAUCAAGCAAAAAAGAAGGAAGCUCGGACCCGAACGAGCUAAAGCAGUUAACGACGAAGUGGAGAGAUUGCUCAAAGUAGGAUCAAUCGCCGAGGUCAAAUAUCCAGACUGGCUUGCGAAUCCAGUGGUUGUGAAGAAGAAGAACGGCAAGUGGCGAGUCUGUGUAGAUUUCACUGACCUUAACAAGGCGUGCCCAAAAGACAGUUUCCCUCUGCCACACAUCGACCGGCUCGUCGAAGCCACUGCGGGAAAUAGGCUGUUAAUAUUUAUGGACGCGUUCUCUGGCUACAAUCAAAUCCUGAUGCAUCCUGAUGAUCGGCUUGGAAACACCAUGGAGGUAUACAUCGACGAUAUGUUUCGCGCAUCUACGAGGAUCCUUCGAGCAGUUGAACAAACACAACAUGAAACUAAACCCGGCGAAGUGCAGAUUUGCGGUCACCUCGGGAUAGUUUCUCGGCUAUCUGGUAACUCACCGAGGCAUUGA
Messenger RNA from Eutrema salsugineum, 1050 nucleotides. RefSeq lists its product as uncharacterized. The record is from RefSeq and is a predicted model, not a curated record. Lineage: Eukaryota; Viridiplantae; Streptophyta; Magnoliopsida; Brassicales; Brassicaceae. The transcript is spliced from 3 exons. The coding region runs from base 1 to 1050 and encodes 349 amino acids.